GAUCGUGAACCUACCGACAGAAUGCCACUCAAGCUGGUACCUAGCAGCCCCGAGGACGUGCCACUGAUGGUGGAAACAUACUUUGAGGCCUUCUCGCAAGAUCCGAUCCAUCAGCGUUUUGCUCCCAAAGGGACGCAGUCAGCCCACGACUUUUGGACUCAGUCUCUUUCCGCUGAGAUCCGCGACAAGAACAAUCACUUCCUCUCUGUCUGGGACGACACCACCAGCCCCCAAGUAUUUGUUGGCUUUGCGAAAUGGAUCGUUCCUGGGGCUUCUCCGGAGCCACUCCCUCCCGUUGACCAAUGGCCCAGCGAAGGCGACCAGGAAUUCUCGGCCUUCUUCUUUGGCAAGCUCGGCGACAUGCAUCACGAGGCCAUGGGCGAGAGGCCGCACUGGUAUCUCGAGAUGCUGGCCGUCAAGCCACAGUAUCAAGGCAAAGGGGCGGCGAGCUUGAUGCUCAAGUACGGGGUGGAAAAGGCUGAUGAGGACAAGGUGGAGUGCUUCCUGGAUGCGUCUCCCAAGGGACAGCCAAUCUACGAGAGGUAUGGGUUUCGAGUUGUGCAGAGCGAUAAGUUCUUGGAGGGGACCUACGUCCAGUGUGCGAUGGUUCGAGAUGCUCGGGCCUAG
Trichoderma citrinoviride is the source of this 627-nucleotide messenger RNA. RefSeq names its product acyl-CoA N-acyltransferase. The transcript has a single exon. The record is from RefSeq and is a predicted model, not a curated record. Gene Ontology annotation, molecular function: acyltransferase activity, transferring groups other than amino-acyl groups. Bases 22 to 627 code for a protein of 201 amino acids. NCBI's taxonomy places the organism in Eukaryota, Fungi, Ascomycota, Sordariomycetes, Hypocreales, Hypocreaceae.